AUGGUGUUCCGUGGAGCAGCCUUGCUGCUGCUGCUGCUGUCUCUUAUCACCAUUGCCCUUUGCGCCGAGGACUACUACAACCUCCUCGGCAUCGACAAGCAGGCAUCGGAUCGUGAGAUCAAGUCUGCAUACCGCAAGCUCAGCAAGAAGUACCACCCGGACAAGAACCCUGGCGAUGAGACGGCAAAAGAGAAAUUCGUCGAAGUAUCCGAGGCGUACGAGGCCUUGAUCGACCCCGAGCAGCGCCGCAUCUACGACCGCUACGGCCUCGACGGUCUCAAGCAGCACCAGCAGCAGGGCGGCGGUGGCCAGCACCACGACCCCUUUGACGUCUUCUCGCGCUUCUUCGGCGGCGGCGGCCACUAUGGGCACCAGCCCGGCGUGCGCACGGGGCCCGACGUCAACGUCAAGGUCGGCAUCGCCCUGCGCGACUUCUACAACGGCCGCACCACCGAGUUCCAGUGGGACAAGCAGCACAUCUGCGAGGACUGCGAGGGCACCGGCUCGGCCGACGGCACCGUCGACACGUGCCAGCACUGCCAGGGCCGCGGCAUCCGCAUCGUCAAGCACCAGCUCGCCCCCGGCAUGUACCAGCAGGUCCAGAUGCAGUGCGACGCCUGCGGCGGCCGCGGCAAGUCCAUCCGCCACAAGUGCCCGACCUGCAACGGCGCCCGCGUCGAGCGCAAGCCCACGACCGUCCAGAUCAAGAUCGACCCCGGCGCCGCCCGCGACUCGCAGAUUGUCUACGAGAACGAGGCCGACGCGAGCCCCGACUUUGUCGCCGGCAACCUCGUCGUCACCCUCGCCGAGAAGGAGCCCGAGCUCGAAGGCACCGACAACCCUGACCGCGUGGACGGUGUCUUCUUCCGCCGCAAGGGCGACGACCUCUACUGGCGUGAGGUGCUGUCGCUGCGCGAGGCCUGGAUGGGUGACUGGACCCGCAACCUCACACAUAUGGAUGGCCACAUUGUCCGCCUCGGCAGGGCGAGGGGCGAGGUUGUCCAGCCCAACUUUGUAGAGACGGUGAAGGACGAGGGCAUGCCCAAGUGGCACGAAGACAUUGACAGCGUGUACCACCAAAAGGAGUUCGGCAACCUCUAUGUCGAGUACGUCAUCGUGCUACCCGACCAGAUGGAGAGCGGCAUGGAGAAGGAGUUUUGGAGCGUCUGGCAAAAGUGGCGGGGCAAGAUUGGCGUCGACCUGCACCAGGACAGUGGGCGUCCAGAGAAGCCUACCGUCCAUGACGAGUUAUGA
Verticillium nonalfalfae is the source of this 1254-nucleotide messenger RNA. It is a transcript of the gene SCJ1, whose product is annotated as DnaJ- protein scj1. NCBI's taxonomy places the organism in Eukaryota, Fungi, Ascomycota, Sordariomycetes, Glomerellales, Plectosphaerellaceae. The record is from RefSeq and is a predicted model, not a curated record. Gene Ontology annotation, cellular component: cytoplasm. The transcript is spliced from 2 exons. The coding region runs from base 1 to 1254 and encodes 417 amino acids. Gene Ontology annotation, biological process: protein refolding. Gene Ontology annotation, molecular function: Hsp70 protein binding.